GUCAGAUGAAGCGUUUGAAUAGAGAGAUCUUUCACACAACCACUCCUAUUUGACAUACUAGAUAUAUCAAGUCGUCUUCUCCGGCCACCACUAUCCGGCCGUCUUUAAGCUCAACCUGCCGGAAAACCGAUCGUUUCUUUAGGAAACAUGUUCAGAACAGCAUGAGCAACCAAUAUCGAUCAUCAUGUCAUUAUCGUGCUCUGACUGCUUCUCCGAUUUACUCUGCGGUGAGGACUCUGGAAUAUUAUCAGGCGAGGAUCAACCGGAGUGCUCUUAUGAUUUCGAGUAUUGUGCCGAUUUCGACGAUUCAAUCGCGGAGUUUAUAGAGCAGGAGAGAAAGUUCGUUCCAGGAAUCGAUUACGUCGAGAGAUUUCAAUCUCAAGUUCUCGAUGCAUCUGCUAGAGAAGAAUCUGUUGCAUGGAUCCUCAAGGUCCAACGUUUUUACGGAUUUCAGCCGUUGACAGCGUACCUCGCCGUGAACUACCUGGAUCGAUUCAUCUAUUGCCGUGGCUUCCCGGUGGCAAAUGGGUGGCCCUUACAACUCCUAUCCGUGGCUUGCUUGUCUUUAGCUGCCAAAAUGGAGGAACCCCUUGUUCCUUCCAUCGUGGAUCUUCAGAUCGAAGGUGCAAAAUAUAUUUUCGAGCCAAGAACAAUAAGGAGAAUGGAAUUUCUUGUGCUUAGUGUUUUGGAUUGGAGGCUAAGAUCCGUUACCCCGUUUAGCUUCAUUGGAUUUUUCGCCCACAAAAUCGAUUCAACCGGGACGUACACCGGUUUUCUUAUCUCAAGAGCCACCCAAAUUAUUCUAUCAAAUAUCCAAGAGGCUAGUUUACUUGAGUACUGGCCAUCAUGUAUUGCUGCGGCAACCAUACUUUGUGCAGCAAGUGAUCUUUCUAACUUCUCUCUCAUAAAUGCCGAACAUGCUGAAUCAUGGUGUGAUGGCCUUAGCAAAGAAAAGAUCACGAGCUGUUACAGACUAGUACAAGGAGUGAGUCGGUUAACGACUAAAGUUUCAAAGAUGUUACCAGUACAGGUCCGAGUCAUGACAACUCGGACCUGUACUGCUACAUCAGGUGACUCAUCGUCCUCAUCCUCAUCGCCUUAUAAAAGGAGGAAAUUGAAUAACUGCUCGUGGGUUGAUGACGAGGACAAGCGAAGCUCUAUUUAAAGGAGACGCCGAUAUAAAUAUAAAUAAAUAAAUAAAACAGGGGGCAGAAUGGGAAUGGAAAUUUGGAUAAGAAAAAGUUAACGAAGAGUGAUUUUAUUAAUUUAUUUUUAGUAGGUGAGAUGGGCAUUUGCCAUAAUUCAUAAAUAUGGCUUUGCUGAUUCCCUAGGGAAAGGGGAGUUUGGUACAUAAUAUUUUGGUGUGAGAAAAUUUGUUUAGUACAAAGUGGGAGUCAGGAUUUCAAAGGUGGCAUUCAUUGUUGAAUGAAUCAAGAUUGAGGGGUGGAGCGUCUGUGGGCCCCCUCUUCCAUACACACAUCAACAAGAUAUUAAAAGAAAACUCAAUUACGAGUCUAGAAGAUAACAACCUUUUUUUAUAUAUAAUAUAAUUAUAUAUAUAUAUAUAUAUAUAUAUAUAUAUAUAUAUAUAUAUAUAUAUAUAUAUAUAUAUAUAUAUAUAUAUAUAUAUAUAUAUAUAUAAAUACCAUAUCUUGUUAACUAACAACAAGAUUUGGUAAAAAUAAAAUAGAAAUCAAGAAUCAUCAGCUGCUGGAUUCUUUGAUUUCUGGUGAUCGGUGUAUCAAGAACUAGUGAUGCGGAAAAGAUGAUGAAAGGCUCCUAUCUUUUUUUUUUUAUUUUUUUGAAGAUUAAUUUUGAUUACUUAUAAGAAAGAAGAAGAACUGAAGAAGACAGAUUUGAUUUUCGAGAGUGGUUUGAGAGAUGAGAAGAUUCAUGCUUGGGUUUAUAAGUGUGUCUUCUCACACGUGUGCAUGUGUGUGUUUUUUUGGCGGGAAACGUCCCUAUUAACCUACAUAACGGGGACUUUUUUGGUUUUUUUCCAUCUUCCGUUUUUUUAGGAGUGAUGUUCACGCGUGUGAUGGUGACACGUGUUCAUGUAAUUCUUUUUUUUUUUCUCUUUUUCUUUUUUGAUUUAAGAGAUGGGUUGCGGGUACUAAAAACGUGCCUUUCUUCUUAAUGGCCUGAAUUUGGGCUAACCAUACAAAAAAGGUCUUUGGGGCCUUUUUUCUUUAUUGUUAAUUAUUUUUUUGUUUUAUUAAGCGUGUUUGUAUUUGUUAUUUGGAAUAUUCACGAGAUUAUAUAAUUAAAUCAUGUUCCCUCCA
Molecule: messenger RNA, 2282 nt
Organism: Lactuca sativa (garden lettuce)
Lineage: Eukaryota; Viridiplantae; Streptophyta; Magnoliopsida; Asterales; Asteraceae
Gene: CYCD1;1
Product: CYCLIN D1;1
Source: RefSeq, a predicted model, not a curated record